AUGAGAUCCAGUUCAGGACAAAGAGUGUCAUCGUAUCAGGUGGCUUCAGUCCUUGAAAAAUGUCCGAAUUUCUAUUUUGAGACACAAAAACUCGCGAUCCCAACCAACAAUCACCAAGAGGUUCUCGUUGAAUUAGAUGUUACUGGAUUUUGUGGAACCGAUCUUUCACUUGCACACAGCUAUCUUGGUCCAUGCCAGACGAUUCUAGGCCACGAGGGCGUAGGCCGGAUCUCCGCCGUAGGCUCUUCGUGCCCAAGCGAGGCAGCUAGGGUAGGCUGUCUGGUCGGUGCUGGCUGGAUUCGUGAUGCAUGUGGAUCCUGCCGCGUAUGUGACAGCGAUAUAAAAGAUAAGAUACGACGUCUAGAGCAGGUUCUCGGUGGACGUAAUGUGCCGGGUACCCUGGUCAGGUAUACCGUCAUACCGGAAAGGUAUAUCACGCCUCUGCCCGAUGGAGUCCCUAGUGAGAUGUUGGCGCCAGUGAUGUGUGCCGGUGUUACGGGUUAUGAGGCACUCAAGGUGGCAAACAUCGCAACAGGUUCGUGGGUUGGUAUUGCUGGCGCUGCAGGUGAAGUGGGAUCGUUGGCAUUAUCAGAUGUAAAGUAG
Messenger RNA from Penicillium crustosum, 603 nucleotides. RefSeq names its product alcohol dehydrogenase. Gene Ontology annotation, molecular function: zinc ion binding; oxidoreductase activity. Bases 1 to 603 code for a protein of 200 amino acids. Lineage: Eukaryota; Fungi; Ascomycota; Eurotiomycetes; Eurotiales; Aspergillaceae. The transcript is spliced from 2 exons. The record is from RefSeq and is a predicted model, not a curated record.